Molecule: messenger RNA, 2223 nt
Organism: Leishmania braziliensis MHOM/BR/75/M2904
Lineage: Eukaryota; Euglenozoa; Kinetoplastea; Trypanosomatida; Trypanosomatidae
Exons: 1
Coding region: 1-2223 (740 amino acids)
Biological process (GO): protein phosphorylation
Cellular component (GO): cytoplasm
Molecular function (GO): protein serine/threonine kinase activity; ATP binding
Source: RefSeq, a predicted model, not a curated record
AUGAGCGCCGUGCUUGUCGACACCUGUGGUCGCGAGCACCGGCUGGAAAGGGCUGUGGUGGCUGAACCUGGCUCCUACGGCGCACUUUUCGCACGGGCCGCGACGUACCGUGCCCAAUGCCUCACCCCUCCAGGCACGGAGGACGUAUCACGACGUAAAGAGGCCAGCAGUGGUGAGUCGCACUCCAAGUCAUUCGCAAGCGCUGCACUGGUCACCUACAUUCCACUGACUACCUCUCUUCAGGACCCGGCCACCACCUCUGAAGCAGCCUCGCUGGAUCUCGUCCUGCAGAACAUCAGGCUUCGCCGGCAAGUGGAUCACCCUUUUCUGCGCGCACUGAUAGAUGCCUUCUACACGGAUCAGGUGUUGAGCCCUCCAACGUGGGCCAGUGACGGCGCCGACAGCGUCAAUGUGAAGACGUGGCCCGGAGCGUCUCUGCUGAGCACACCACCACCACGCGAGAACCACGCGAAAGAGGCAGACAGCGCACAGGACACUGAAGGCCCCACACGGCCGGCCGGCCCAACGGCAUCCGCGCUGACCUCUUCAUGGACGAUAGUCGCGCUGGUAGUAGUCGAGGAGUACGUUGAGGGCUGUUCGCUCGCUGACUACGCCGACGCUGUGGCGAAGCGGCAUAUUAAGAGAAGCAACCGCAAGAUGCAGGAGGAUGCGGCGGCUAUUUCGCGCCAACUCGCUGAGCUCCUGCUCCACUUGCACGCUGUCGGGCAUGUCUUGUGCCCUGAUAUUCCCCUCGACUGCGUCCACUUGGACCUGAAGAAGGGAUGCGUGCGCGUUCGGCUUCCUCUCAGUGCUGCGGCUGCGCUCGAUGUAGUGGAGAAGUCGACUGGUGCUGCACUGGCAGUCACCACGACGUUGCCGUACAUGGCGUCUAUAGACACCUCAACGAGAUCUGUACCCGGCGAAGGAGGAUCUUGUGUGUGUGCCCCAGAGAUGUGCGAAAUGUCGUGCUGGAAUGAUGGUACAUCCGUGCCGUGUGGUGUGCUUCCUUUCUCUGCUGAUGUGUGGGCAUUGGGACUUCUCAUGCUACAGCUGUGCUCCUUAAAUCACAAGGACCUCUCCACAGCCACCAAUGCUGCUGAACGCCUUGUCGUGGUGCGCAGUCAUCUGCAUGAACUUGUUAGUCUGCUUCCGUCAGAGAUGGAGAAGGAUAUGGUCGAUCUCAUUCGCAGCUGCCUCGAGUGUUCUCCCGCGCGGCGCCCGACUCUUGGGAUGCUGCUCGAGUCCAGAUGCUUUGCGAAGCUCCGCCCCCUUAGAGUGCGCGAGCCGACCCCAGCUAUCAUGACCCUCGCUGAAGCCGUCAUGACUGUCAAGAACAACGAAGCCUCACCUUCGUCGAUGCAGCCGGUUGCGCGGCACUCGCGAACGAUGAACGCGACCGACACGAACCUGCCUGGCGUGGUUGCUGACGACACCUUGGUAUUCCUAUCCCACCAGGUUCUCGCCUGGACGACUCCGCGCAGUUUUCGGGAUGCGUUCGUACCGAUGGUCGAUUCUUUUCUAGGAACAGCUGACCCAUGUGCACUGCUAGACGGCAGUGCAUCAAAGGACCCAACUGCUGCAGCCACCACGCAGCCUCGACAAAGUUCACCUCCGUCGUUGGCCGCAGCAACCAAGCAAGCGCUACAAGAUAUCGCACUUCUGCAUGAGCAGUACCACCGAAUAUGCGUGAUGUCAAGUGACCCCUCAACUCUAGCCACGCCCUGUGUACAACAGAGCACCUACAAAGCGCUGCGUGACCGUGUACAGCGCACUCGGCAGCUGCCGCGCGACAUCACCAGCACUACAACCAUUAUGGAGGAGCUCACUGAGCACUUUGCCAAGCUGGAGCACACUAACCCGAAGCUGUGCUUUCGUUUCAUGGAGCUCCUUUUGGAGGGUUUCACGAACUCUCCGUCGGACGUCGCAGCCCUCAUAGAGACCGUUACCCUUGCUGAAGCACUGCUACACGCUUCUCCCAUGGAUGCGUCGGCCGCUGAGGGCGCUCAACCGAUCCGAGAAGAUGCCUCCCUUAACGAUACAACGGGUAACUCGGCGGCUAACGAAAAGGGGUCUGUUUUCAGCGUGAACGAAACGCUACGUGUGAUGCCCUCCAUGCCCGCCCAUGUAAUUUCCUCUGACAGAGCCGCAAACACCUCCGCUAUUCUCUACAACUCGUGGCUACGGAAGCAGCGAAAAAAACACCUAAAAAUGGACGGAUACUGA